Acanthamoeba castellanii str. Neff is the source of this 477-nucleotide messenger RNA. RefSeq lists its product as uncharacterized. The transcript is spliced from 5 exons. Bases 1 to 477 code for a protein of 158 amino acids. NCBI's taxonomy places the organism in Eukaryota, Discosea, Longamoebia, Acanthamoebidae. The record is from RefSeq and is a predicted model, not a curated record.
AUGUUCAGCACCGCACUGGCCAUCAACACGCUCAUCGAUGUGUGGAGCGUGCCCGCCACCGAUUCGUCGUGCAAACUGCGAUGGGCCAAGAACAUCCCAGCAUCGGUUCAGCCCCUGGUGUACGGCGGUGUCACAUACCUCCGUACCUACCUGCUAUCCGGGCAGUUCUCGCUUGGCAACGCCUUCUUCUCGGGCUCGGAAAAGGGCGAUUCUACCUUCCCAUUUGCCUAUCCUGGAACGUAUUCGUUCUACCGGAAUGGCACAUACCUCAACCCGCUCACGACCACCGACCUGGACAUGGACUCUGGGUUCAACCUCGUGUACGCCAUGCGGGGCGUGUCGCCGCUCAAGACGUACGAGAAGUUCAUCGAUCUCAAGUGGUGGGGCUACUCCACACCAAAGGAAUUCCCCGCCAUGACGCACGCUAUGUCGCUCAUCGCGCUGGCCAAUUUUCAAGCCCUUCAACAGUGCCAGUAG